Phragmites australis (common reed) is the source of this 1427-nucleotide messenger RNA. RefSeq lists its product as uncharacterized. Gene Ontology annotation, cellular component: BRISC complex; BRCA1-A complex. Lineage: Eukaryota; Viridiplantae; Streptophyta; Magnoliopsida; Poales; Poaceae. The coding region runs from base 103 to 957 and encodes 284 amino acids. Gene Ontology annotation, biological process: positive regulation of DNA repair. The transcript is spliced from 4 exons. The record is from RefSeq and is a predicted model, not a curated record.
UGCACUCGUGCAGCGGUCUUCCGAGUUCCGACCGCACCAACGAAAAGAACCCAAGACCGCCGAGAGCCCAUAGACCGUUCUACCCACGACCGCGCUGUCCUGAUGGCGACGGACCCCACGCCGCCCGCCGCUGCGACGCCGCACUACUCGCUGCCGCCGGCCCGCCUCCCCCCGGAGGACAUCCUCUUCUGCGUCGACGUCGACCUCGAGGCGCGCGCCGAGAUGAAGUCCUCCCCCACGGCGUCCUCCGGCUCCACCUCCACCGCGUCGUCGGCGCCGCAGCCGGCUGGGGCCGGGGGUGCCCGGGCGGGGCCACGACCCGCGGUGAGGCGGAUGGACGCGGUCAAGCAGGCGCUUCUGCUCUUCGUCCACGGCAAGCUCACCAUGUGCCCUGACCACCGCUUCGCCUUCGCCUCCCUCGGCGAGACCGUCUCCAUGGUUAAGAAGGACUUCAGCAGUGAUGCUGGUUCUGCAAUGGAGGCAAUCCAGUCCAUCUCUGCUUCGGAAUCAAGAUAUGGGAUGGCUGAUCUCACACAGCUCUUCAAGAUAGCUCACCUGGAAGGGAAAAGAGCAGAAUUGCAAGGCCGGCUACUCAGGGUGGUACUCAUCUACUGCCGUUCCUCUACCAAGCCACAACAUCAGUGGCCCAUAAAGGAAAAGAAUUUCACCCUGGACGUAAUCUAUCUCCACGACAAGCCUACUGCUGAUAACUGCCCACAGAAGAUAUAUGAUGCCUUGGUUGAUGCUCUCGAGCAUGUCAGCCAGUAUGAGGGUUACAUUCUUGAGACUGGUCAAGGGCUUGCUCGCGUUCUGUUUCGUCAGAUGUGCAUUCUUCUAUCCCAUCCUUUGCAGCGUUGCAUCCAAGAUGACCUUGAUAUUCCCAAACAAGUUGCUAAGAAAACUCUGGCAACUGUAGCUGUGCAGAACGAAGAUUGCACGGCAGUAUCCAGCCAGUAGUUAGGCCUUCUAGUUCAAUGGUCAUAUGAUUGUCUACUAGGAAACUUUGCAGUUUUUCGUGUUGUGCAAGGGGGAUACCUUUUAUGUCAUGUUACCCCUGAGGCCGUAGUUAUCUUACAUCAUGAAGUACAACAACAAUUUUCUCGGUUGUUUACAUUUGGAGAUGUCGAAUGGGGAACUAACAAAAAGCCCGAAUAAGGAAUCUCUAUUCAAUUUCAUGUGGGUGGACAAACACAUGGGAACGAAAGGAAUGCAACCUAGUACCCUCAUUCCUGGCCUUUUAGAGUCCAGGCAAGAGGGUCCCAUCUUGCCAGUUGUUGCAACUGAUGCCCUUGCUUAGGCUUCUGUGCAACAGGUAUUCAGAUACUAACAUUCUGAAUUGCAGCAUUGACUCUUCAAUUACAACUCUGCAUUUAGAAUUGAACUGUGAAUCGCGUUGGAAAUGCAAAAAAUGACUUAGAAUUGUGUCA